CCCCCCCAAAUCCCUAAACCCUUCCCUCCCCAAAUCCCCAAACCCAAACCGUCAAUCCCAAAAGUCCACCCAUCCCAAACCUGCAAAACUAGUCUCCGCACGAUUUCGACAUCCGAUUCCAACGUGCAUCUCGAGUCGCAAAAUGGCGAAGAAAGGUGGAUAAAGAGUGGCGGAAAGUGAAUUCGAAAUCGAUCCACAGUCAACACCGUUCUCCAGUGGUCAACUUCAGCAAGUAUCGGCGAUCCAGUGCUGGACCAAUGACCGACAAGUAGCACGAGGCAAUCAACAUGCCUAACACGAUAAGGCAAUCCCUGUGCUGUUCGUUCGGGGAUCGCAACUUUUACAUAUCAUCCCCGUGGUGCGAUUGACUAGUCGCCAAGUACCUGCUGACCUGCCGCGAUGUGCGCUCUUCUUGCUCGCGUUUGCUUCACGGCGACUCUGUUCUCUGCAGUCUUUGCUGCUAUACCACCAUACAUAAAAACAUGCAAGAAGAGCGAACCAGACAUCAACGCAUGCAUCGCGAACACUAUAGAGGAGCUUCGUGAAAAAUUAUCCUCAGGAAUCCCAGAAUUAGAAGCUCCUCCUAUAGAGCCACUCUUAUUAAAGGAAAUUCGCUUAACCAGGGGACCAGUUGGUGCAAGACUCGACGUUAAUUUAACUGACUUGAAGGUAUCAGGACCAUCAAAAUUCAAAGUGAGAGACUUGAAGGCAGACGUGGAGAACGUGAAGUUCACCUUUAAGGUGUCGUUCGACAGACUGAAUUUUCAAGGAAAGUAUCAAAUCGAUGCAAGGGUGCUCUUGCUCCACCUCGCAGGGGAGGGAGACCUCACCGGACACUUUGAUGACUACGACUCUGACGUUGUUCUGAAAGCAAACAAAGUGUUCCGAGACAAUGACGUUUACCUGAACUUCGAGAGGAUGAAGAUUAAAAUUAGAAUUGGAAACGCUAAUUUACACUUUAGUAACUUAUUUGGUGGUGAUACGGUUCUUGCUGCAGCCAGCCACGAAUUGUUGAACAACAACAACGCCCUCGUAGUGGAUGAACUAACACCAGUUCUGGAGACAUCCUUAGCAGAACUUUUCACGAACGUCGCCAACAAGAUCACCAAAUCUUUCACGUACAAAGAAUUAUUUCCCGACGGUUAAAUAAAUUUUAUAAAAAAUAAACAUCUCCGAACAGUAUUCUACUGAUUGUUCAAAGUGUACAUUAUAUUUUAUUACUGAUUCCAAUGUGGUUUUGGUUCAAUAUGUGAUACCAUUCAAAAACUUGUAUCAAUUAAAUAUA
Megachile rotundata (alfalfa leafcutting bee) is the source of this 1285-nucleotide messenger RNA. RefSeq names its product protein takeout. Gene Ontology annotation, biological process: multicellular organismal reproductive process. The record is from RefSeq and is a predicted model, not a curated record. Lineage: Eukaryota; Metazoa; Arthropoda; Insecta; Hymenoptera; Megachilidae.